AUGCAUGCCUCGUUGUGGUGGCGUCGAGUGGCCACGGGUGUUGCGGAGCCGCGCCGUACGCCCAAGGCGUCGGAGCUCGCCCAAGCGGCUGCUAUGAGUGCCGCGAUAGGGCACGAGGCGACAGAGCCCCUGGAUCCGACGUUGCGGUAUGCGUUUCUGCGGCACGAGGAAGCGUCUGCGACGCGGCAGCGUCUAUCGCCUGCGGCGCGGCUAGGCAGCAGCAAGGUGCAUGGGAAUGCGAUCGUGAGCAUGCCUGCGUCGCUGCAUACGCGGUUGAGUGCGAUGAUCCGCGCGAGUCACAAGGAGCAGCUGCGCCGUGAUGCGGAGCAUGUAGCUCAGCUGGAGCGCCGCGCGUCGCAUGACGACGGCACUGGGCUGGCGCUGCGUGCGUCUCAGCACUUUGUGCAGCAUCUGCCGCGGCAGCGUGCGGUGCCGCUGUACCUAGCUACGCAGUUUCCUGCACGCUACGCUGUGCUGGUGCGUGUGUUGGACGAGGCGCGGCGCCGGUUAGCCGCGCCGCACGGUGCGUCUGCGUGGCAUCCGACGCACGUCGUCGAUUACUGUGCGCACACGUCGGAGGCGCUGUGGGCGUACGACCACGUAUUUGGUGCGCGCCACCUGCGUGAAUACGUGGCGGAGGCGCGCCACAGCACGCUGCUCAAGGCGCUCGCGGAGCUGCAGGACGACGACGCGUGGUCUCAUAUACGCACUGUAUUUCGUGUGCGUGGCGACAAGCCGCAUGUGCAUCGAGAAGCGCCACAGGACGCAGCGGCGCCUAGGCGCCUCGGCCUCCAUGCCUAUGGCCUGAGCGCCGCUGCGUCCGACACAGCGCGCGAGCGCGAAGUGCUGCGCAUGUGGAAGAGCGAGGCCGAUGUGCUGGUGCUCGUCGAAGAGGCGACGCCGCGUGGAUUCGCAUGUCUGGCCUCGGCGCGCUCGCAGCUCCUGUCGUUGGGCCGCGCCUCUACGACGCCGUGCCAUAUCGUCGCGCCGUGCCCGCAUGAUCAGGCGUGUCCGCUGCUGUCGGAUGCGCCUGCGUCUCGCAAGGCACCGUCAACAUGCUCGUACACGCAGCUCUUCCACAUGCCGCCGUUCAUGCGUGCGACGACGCAGCAGCACCGCGGCGACGCAGCGACGUCGUACUGCUACCUGAUCGUCCAGCGCGGCCCGCGGCCGAGCCUCGAUGCGUCGACGGCGGCCUGGACGCCGCGUGUGCCUGAGCCUCUCCAGCCGCAUGUGCCUCGCAGCGUGCAGCGCCUGGCCGAGUCGGCGCGCAUAGGUGUGCUGGACGCCCUGCGCAGUGGGCGUGAGCGCGACACAAACGAGACGCCGGACGCCACGGACGCGUGCACGUCGGCGCUCGAGCACGCCGGCAUCGACGAGCACCGCGUGAUGCAGACGGAUGCAUACACAUGGCCGCGCCUCCUCCGGCCGCCGCUGAAAAAGGGCGGGCACGUCACGAUGGAUGCCUGCUGUGCGUCCGGCGAUCUUCGGCGCUUCACACUCCCGCGCUCAGCCGGGCGCCAAGCGUACCAGGACGCACGCAAGGUCCUGCAUGGCGAGCUGUACGCGCAUAUGCACGCAGGCAGCCGCUCGUCGACGAGCGUCCCUGCGUCGGCCUCGUCCGCGGACGAGUACGUGCGCCUCGGGCCUGAUGCGCAGUGGGAGGCCCAGACGCACGGCCGCGUGUCGAAGCGCGUCUCGAGUCGCGCACCCAAGCACCGCCUCGCGGACCUCGAUCAUGCGACGCGCACGACGCGCCAACCGAGCCGAAGCGACCUCGACGCGCUCCUGGCCCUCGAUUCGUAG
Malassezia restricta is the source of this 1806-nucleotide messenger RNA. Its product is annotated as 37S ribosomal protein RSM22. Bases 1 to 1806 code for a protein of 601 amino acids. Gene Ontology annotation, cellular component: mitochondrial small ribosomal subunit. Gene Ontology annotation, molecular function: structural constituent of ribosome; methyltransferase activity. The record is from RefSeq and is a predicted model, not a curated record. Gene Ontology annotation, biological process: translation. NCBI's taxonomy places the organism in Eukaryota, Fungi, Basidiomycota, Malasseziomycetes, Malasseziales, Malasseziaceae. The transcript has a single exon.